CAGAGCGGUUACAAUGGCAUGUUUUGUUUUGACAGUGUCACUUUCUUAUCCUUCUUAUAAGUUUAGAGAGUUUGUAUGUUGUAUUUAAUUGAAUAAUUGUGAGAUCAAAGUAGUAUAAUGUGUGUUUCUAAUCUUAUGUUCAUCAAAAUGGCCAAUGAACACGUGAAUGUAUUAGAUGUUAUAUAUGGAGUUGAAUUCGAUGCCAGUACUUCUAGUACACAAGAUGUUUCAAACUCGGAAUAUGAAGAUGUGUUCAAGGAUAUUGACUUUGAUUGUUCUUCAGAUCUUAGUAGUCUUUCCAAUGAAGAACAGGAUAGUAUAAAACCAAUAGAAGUUCAAGCGCGGAAACAUUUAGUUAUUGGAAAACAUAUUGAAAUAAUUAAUGGACAACAGAAAAAAUACAAGUGUACUAUUUGUAAAUGUCAAUUUUCUUGGAAACAACAGAUAAGAUAUCAUGACUAUUGUGUUACUGGCAAGCGUCCACUGAAAUGUGAAUUGUGCGACAAGAGAUUUGUUAAAAAAUCUCAUUUAGUUUAUCACACACGUACCCACUCAGGUGAAUCUCCCUAUCAAUGUUCUAUUUGUUUAAAAAAGUUUAAGCAGUUGUGCAAAUUGAAACGCCAUGAAAAAAUUCAUAAAGAACCAGGUGAAGGUUAUAAGUUCCAGUGUAGUGUUUGUAAAAAGAACUACAGUAAUCAGGAUUCUCUUAAAAAACAUGAGCUUAAACAUGAAUCAAAAACAUACCAAUGUAAAAAUUGCAAAAAGAAGUAUUUAGAUAACUUUACAUUUAAACAACAUUUGGCUACUCAUGAGGUUCCUAAGUUCAUCUGUGAAGUAUGUGGAAGAAGAUUUCGCAUGAAAAACAGUCUAAACAUCCAUUUGCAGAUGCAUGAAGAUCAUUAUCCUCACCAGUGCUCUGAAUGUAGAAAAACAUUUAGAACUAGAAAAGAGCUUAACCAACACAAGGUUGUUCAUGAUACAAGUAAUCCAGGAUUUGAUUGUUCAUUGUGUUCUGUCAUGUGUGGCAGGAAAGAUAAUCUGCUUAGGCAUGUGCGUAACUGCCAUUUGGACCCAUGUGCUAAAAAGGACCAAAUGACCAAGAAAAUCACUGAACAUUCACAGGACAGUGAUAAGACAGAAGUUCAGAAUUCAAUGGAUUUAAAUGGUGGUGACAGUGUCAAGGAAUCUUCAGAAGGUACUGCUAAUGAGCCAUCAUCCUUGGCUGGUGAAUUUUCACAGACAUCAUCUGAACAAAAUACUGAUUGCACUACAAAAAUUGGUUUAGUGAAUAAAGGUUCUAAUGGGAAAAAGAAAACCCGUUCUGCUGUGCAUAAAAGAUUGUCGAGCAAACAGAAAGGAAAAAAGAAGGAAAGUAGGGAAUUAAAAAGGAUUGGCACUGUUUGUACUGAGACUAUUGCUACUCCAGGUCUUAAUAAUGCAGUAGAAAAAGUUCUUGUAGAGGAUAAACCAGAAAAUUUGAGAGGAGAUAAGACAUCUGUUUUGAUAACACCUUCAUCUAUUGCUGAAGUGCCUGUAGACCUUUCCAAAAACGAAUCUCUUAUCACUGAAAGAAGUCAGAAUAACGAGUUAUCCUUUGCAUCUGCAAAAAGGUCUGUCAUUGUUCACACAAGCUCAUUUCAUAAACCAUUACUUCAUGAAGCAAACUUACAGCGAGAACCAGUUAUUAAAUUUUUCAGGAUACCUCCAGAACCUAAAUCUUUAGCUCCUGAUCCUACUUAGAUAUUGACAUCUUUUGUUAUUAUUAUUAUUAUUUAUUGUCGGUGUAUAUGUCUGUAAAGAAGUAAAUUUACUAUUAGAUAUUUAGUAAUACUCCACAAUACCAGCUUGUGGCCAGUGUUACACCAAAUUUUCUAAAUAUCAAGUGACAAGAGAUGCUGACUGCUAUAGAUAUCUUGAUAAUAAGGUGUUUUUUUUAAUCAGAAAAAAACAUCCUCUCUGGACCCCAGCAGAGUAUAAUAUGAUACUAAUUUCAUCCAUUGUUGAUAGAGAUGGUUUUAGAUUGUUAAAGUGAAAAUAUAAUUAAUGUUAAUGUAAUCUGACCUUCCUUGUAAGUUUCUGUAUCUCUUAAGAUAAAGCAUCUUUCUCUCAUCUGUUGAGAUAAGAACAACUUUUUUUUUUUUCAUUGUUUCACAAUGUACUUUGUUUUUUAUUAUAAUUUUUUGCCCAAGACUUCUGUUGAAGUCCUAUACUGCCAAUAUUGUCAUAUUAUCAAAAUGAGUAUUGAAUAGGAUGUACUUAAUUAAUAGUGCUGUUUUGAAGGACAUUUCUGUUGAAAGAUAUGUUUUUGUAAGGAAUUCGGAAACUUUUCUAAUUGUUAUGUGGAUAAUCAACCAUAAAUUGAAGUUAUGUGCAAAUAAAGCCUUCUUUUCCUUAUACAUUUUUUUUUUCUGGGGAAUUUGCAUAUUUUCCAGCUCUGGUUGAGAAGUCUAUCUUCAAAAUGAUGACACAAUCAUUGGAUUUAAUACAGUGUUAAGGAAGAUAUGCAGAAUGUCUACCAAUCCAGAGAUUCAGUACGGCUGACAAAACUCGAAAAUCAGUUGGGAAUGAAUAGUAAAUUCAAGAAAAUCAUCCUGAAUUCUCAGCUUUAAUAUUAUCAUUCACUUUCAGUUGUGGGCUGGUUAAUUUUGGAAAUUUAAAGAACGAAAGAGAGUUUUGCCAAACAUGAACAGGUGCUGACAAACAGUUCUUUCAGAAAGGCAAUGUAACCAGUUAUCUUCAUCCUGGUCUGUAUUUUUUUUCAUUAUAGCUUUUAUGAAUGAAACAUCAAUUUUAAAUAAUGAACCAUGGCAAUCAACAAAGAAAAAGAAAAUUCACACCCCUCCCUAUAAAUUUAAUUAAAUCUUUCAAGAUAGACAGAAACCAAAGUUCGAUUUAAAAUAUCACCCAUCUGAUGUAGAUUUCUCUGAGACCAGUGGGGAAAUUUUUUUCUGAUUGUCUUAUUUAAACAUGUCACACACACCUGAAUGAUCCUUGGAACUCAACAUUACCAUCUGUCAUUUUGUUUUUUAAUUACAGCAGAUUAGAAAUUUCAUAGAACCAGUUCUCAGCCAUUUAUGAAGAUGGAUGGAAAAAAUAAAGUGUUUUUGAUGAUUAUACCACACAUUAAUUAUUUAAAAUAGACUGAUUUAUAUUAAUGUUUAAAGUAGUAUUUGAAAAAAGAAUAUUUUUAUAAAUGAUCUUAUGUUUAUUAUAAACAUUAAUAAAAAUUAUGAAAAAAAAAGAGAAGGAAAUUUGAAUGAUUAUCUAGAAAAAUUAUUGUGAAUAUAUUUACAGUCUUAAUUUAUUAAUUAAUACUUCACCUGUAACGCUCUUAUGAUAAUAACAAUUAUUCUUAAAAAUGUUUUA
Nezara viridula (southern green stink bug) is the source of this 3366-nucleotide messenger RNA. Lineage: Eukaryota; Metazoa; Arthropoda; Insecta; Hemiptera; Pentatomidae. The record is from the annotation of a GenBank genome assembly.